AACCCUUUCAUUACAAAAUAUAAGCAACAAAUGGAGGUUAAUAAGUCAAGGUUAUUAUUGAUUAUCUAUGUUACUCUUCUUCUAUUGUCCAUGAAAUCCCAAUCUGCCAUCAUUUCAGAAAAUGAAACAGAUCGAUUAGCUUUACUUGCCUUCAGAUAUGAAGUAGGCGAUCCACUUGGAGCAUUGAGCGCAUGGCACGAUUCUUUGCACCACUGCAACUGGACAGGAAUCACCUGUAGUAGUAGUCAGUAUCCUAGCAGGGUCACCAUCAUGGAUCUAAGUGUUAAAAGUUUGGUUGGUUCAAUAUCUCCGCAUAUCGGAAACAUUACAUUCUUAGAAACUCUCGACCUCCACCAGAAUAGCUUCAAUGGCCAAAUUCCUCAGGAGAUUGGUCAUUUGUCCGGUCUUCGGUUUCUUGAUUUGUCGGAUAACUCGCUAGAAGGAGAAGUUCCAUCAGAUAUAUGCAAUAAUACUAAAUUGGAAAUGAUUCAUUUUGGAAGGAAUAGACUGCAAGGUGAAAUUCCGCCUAGUCUUGGCAACUGUCAUAGCCUGCAAGAUUUGAGCCUUCCACAAAAUCAGCUUAGAGGUACCAUACCAAAACAGGUAAUGAGUCUUUCUUCACUUUCAGUCCUAGAUUUAUCUGUGAAUUUGUUAUCGGGGAAUCUACCUUACGAGGUUGGUAACUUAGAGAAAAUUCUGUACCUAGACCUAUCAAAAAACCAUAUAUCUGGUCAGAUUCCAUCCUCUCUAGGGCAGUGUCUUGGUUUACAAAACCUUUAUUUACAAGGUAACUUAUUUGAUGGGGUUAUACCUUCAUCCUUGCAAAUUGUAAGUGGAGUUGAAAUCUUAGACCUUUCUCGCAAUCGCUUGUCUGGUCAAAUUCCAGAGUUCCUUGGGUCAUUUGUUUCACUCAGAUUUCUGAAUUUGUCUUUCAAUGACUUUCAAGGCGAAGUCCCUAAACAAGGAAUUUUUAAGAAUACAAGGGCAUUCUCAAUCCUCGGAAACGAUAAGUUGUGUGGCGAAAUUCAUUUACCGAGUUGCCCGAGACCUGGCCCUGAAAAUAACCCAGGCAAGCAUUUUCCUCUAAUCAGAGUCAUCAGACUGCUCCUGAUAAUAUUUGGAGCAGUCCUCUUUGCUGUUUUUUGCUGUUUGUUUCACAUAUUCAUUUGGAGGGUAAAGGCACAAAUAAGACCUUCUACUUCUUUUGAAUCUCCUCUUGGUGAUGUGUUUCAAAAAGUCUCAUACAACGAGCUUCGGAGUGCAACAAAUGGAUUCUCUACAGAUAACUUAGUGGGAGUUGGAAGUUACGGCUCCGUAUACAGAGGAGUAUUAACACUAAACCAAGAGACAACAACAGUUGUUGCAGUAAAAGUACUAAAUCUUCAAAGACGAGGAGCUUCAAAACGUUUCAUGGCUGAAUGUCAAGCACUGAGAUGCAUUCGUCAUCGAAAUCUCGUAAAGAUACUGACUUCUUGCUCUAGUGUUGAUUUCAAGGGAAAUGAAUUCAAAUCUCUAGUGCUUGAGUUCAUGCCAAAUGGGAGUCUUGAGAACUGGUUGCACCCAACAUCAAAUGACGAACAACUUCGUAGAUCGACAAGGAGGUCAUUGAGUUUCAUGGAGAGAUUAAAUAUAGCGAUUGAUAUUGCAACUGCAUUAGAUUAUCUGCAUCGUCAAUGUCAAACACCUAUAGUUCAUUGUGAUUUGAAGCCAAGCAACGUACUACUGGACGAUGACAUGACUGCACAUAUUGGCGAUUUUGGAUUAGCUAAGUUCCUUGGUGAAGUCAUUAUCCAUGUUGAAUCUCAAAGCCAUACUAGUAAUCCUUCUGUCGGAAUAAGGGGCACAGUUGGGUAUGCUGCUCCAGAGUAUGGAAUGGGUACAGAGAUAUCGAAAAACGGAGACAUUUACAGCUUUGGGAUCUUGUUGUUGGAGUUGUUUACUGGAAGGAGACCUACUGACAACAUGUUCAAGGAUGGGUUAAGCCUUCAUAGCUUUGCAGCGACAUCUCUUCUUACUGACCGAGUAAUGCAGAUUGUUGAUCCUAUACUACUUGUUCCUGUGCAAUUUCAAAGUCAGCAUGACAUUAUAGAUGAUUUACUGAUCAAUGGGGACAUGGAGGCCAAGUUAUGCGAGGCUUUGACAAGGAUUGUCAAACUUGCUGCUGCGUGUUCCAGUGAAUCACCUAAAGCGAGGAUGGAAAUAGUACAGGUCGUGAAAAUGCUGAAAUCGAUCAAGAAUUUAUAUUUUUAUCUGAAAAUUGGAUACAUUAUAAAGAAACAAGGGAAGGGUUACAACCACUUACAAGAAAGGAACGAAAGAAUUUACAACUCAGAAAUCAGAAUCAUGAAACCAAAAUGCUCAUACAAUUCUUUGGCCCCUAUACAUACUUGUAAUAAUAAUUACAGCCCAAAACGGUAAUGAUCUUGACACAGAAAUUUCUAUUUUUGUCUAAUUUUUUAUCCAUGUUUAAAUUGUUAAAGUGUAGUAUAAAAAAUUGUUUAAA
This is a messenger RNA of Papaver somniferum (opium poppy), 2503 nucleotides long. Its product is annotated as probable LRR receptor-like serine/threonine-protein kinase At3g47570. The record is from RefSeq and is a predicted model, not a curated record. Gene Ontology annotation, biological process: protein phosphorylation. The transcript is spliced from 2 exons. Gene Ontology annotation, molecular function: ATP binding; protein kinase activity; protein binding. The coding region runs from base 31 to 2418 and encodes 795 amino acids. Lineage: Eukaryota; Viridiplantae; Streptophyta; Magnoliopsida; Ranunculales; Papaveraceae.